AUGUCCAGCUUUUCAUUGGUUAAUCGGGUGGAUUACAAAGAGUUGAUUGAAAUGGAUGACCUAGCAACCAGCCUUCUCGUUGAUCCCAUCAUUGGUUUCACCACACACAAGAUGACUCCAAAUUACAAGCCAUUGAAAGUAAACAAUGAAAUAUUGAGGUUGUUGAUAGAGAAAUUUUGCAAACAUCAAAAUUACGAACGGGCGUAUUUGAACCUCAUUACUUGUUCAUUUCUCACUUCAUAUUUUGCUUCCAAGACAUCCAACCAGUUGCUUGCUCUUAAGGAACAUUUAUUCAGAUACCUGCGAAUUUAUGACAAGAAUUCUGGUUUUGAGUUACAGCCAUGUUUCAGAUACAGUUUGGAAAGGCAGGUCGGAGGGAAAGUGUGCGUCACUAGGAAGUGGUACAAGGGUGAAAAGAUACCAUUUCUAGUGGGUUGCUUGGCAGAGUUGACAGAAGAGGAUGAAGAUGAACUUUUGACUCCAGGAGUCAACGAUUUUAGUGUAAUGUUCUCAUGUCGUAAGAACUGUGCUCAGCUCUGGCUGGGACCAGCUGCCUACAUCAAUCAUGACUGCAUACCGAACUGUAAAUUUGUAUCGACUGGUCGUGAAAGGGCCUACGUGCAGAUCCUGCUGGAUCUCGAACCCGGCACAGAAGUAACCUGCCAUUACGGGAGUGAUUUCUUUGGAGAGAACAACCAUUUAUGCGAGUGCUACACUUGUGAAAGGAGGUUGACAGGGGCAUUUACGCCAUCUUCUCCUGAUAAAAGAACCAGUUUGAUGGUGAAGGGCUACCAGCUGCGAGACACCAAGCACCGCAUGGAUAGAGACAAAAUUCAGCAGAAGGUUGCAAAGCGUCGUAGGAAGUUGUCCACGCCGCCGAUGGCACCGAAGUCAACAUCGCCGUCGUCAGAUAUGAAAAUUAGAUAUGGAGGGAUUGGCAUCAAAGCCAUGGAAAACUGGGACACAAGGACUAGUAACUUAGAGAAGAACUCGCACUUGUUGAAGAUGGCGGAAUUGAAGAAACGAGGAAUAACAAGGUAUGAUGCAGAACUCCUCAUCGAACAGGGCUUCCAACUUCCUGAACCUGAUGAAAAUACAGAAGAGUCAGAUGGGAACUCAAGACAGGAUAAAUCAGAAACUCUGCCUAAUGGUGCAAACGUAGUCAGCAGUAAUGGUAAAUGCAAAAAUGUAAAAAAGUCAUCCAGUAAAAUAAAUUCACGUUUCAAAAAGAUGACCAUGGAUGAAACCAAUGCCGAAGAUGUUCACAGCAAAGAUGAUGAAGUUGUAAACACUGCUAGUAGCAAAAGUGUUGCUGACGAUAAACUUGAUGAUUGUGUAAACAAUGCAGAUGCAAAUGAAGCAAGUGUUGAUGUUGAGGUGGAAGCCAAGCCAGAUGAUGUCAAUGUUGAAGAUGUUGACAUGACAGUGAAACCAACUGAAGAUGAUAAGAAGGAAGUCGAACCAGUUGAUGUAGAUGUUGAAGAUGUUAAAAUAAAAGUCAAACCGGUUAAUACAUCAGAAAGAAGAAUAUUACGUAAGAAGGCUGGUAAGUUUAGAAGUGAGAAGAGAGUGAAAGCUGUUUGUCGCAAGUCAUAUCAGGACGAUGAUGAAGAUACAUCAGAUUUUGAGAGUGAUGAUUUGUCUUCUGACUCUGAAUUGCUGCACAAAACUGACCUUAUGGAAGAUAGUGAUGUACGUGAUGAAAUAAAUCAAACAAAUAAUCAAGAUGUAAGUAACAAUGAAGAACAAUUGUUGGAUGUGGUUAAGCAAAAUGUGGUAGUUGAGCCAAAUGUGGAAGAUGUUCUCUCUUCGUUUAACGAAUCCUCUUCUUUUCUGGAUAACAGCCAAUCGUUGUCUAUUGAUCUCAAUGAAUGCCAUUCCAAAUCGGUUUCUACUGGUGUUGAUGAUGUUGAUACAAAGAACUCAGAUUGUUAUUAUUCAGUGACUCAGUCAAUUGUUGCCAACAAUUCAUUGAAAAGACAAUUUUCAGAUGAUUGUGGAGUUCCUAAAAAAAAAUUUAAACCUGAAGAGCAAGUGUCUCUUCGCGGAUUCACGCGUGAGACAUCAUGCAGUGCACUAUUAAAUGAUAAUUCUCAGCAACAGUCAGCUGCUUUUUAUGACGUACCAGUUUUGAAAUCUGUCACUGAUGAAGCAAUUAAUAAUUUUCAUCAUCAGACAUCUGGCCUUCGAAAUGAGGUUGAAGACAUGGUGAGCGCCAAAAAUGAUGAGGACGUCGUAAAUGAGGAUAUUUUACUUGCAAUGAGCUGUGAAUCUGAAUCAGUGCAUUGCAGUCCGGUACAGAACAGAAAAUUGAAAAAUCGAUUAACGCAAGGCAAUUUAUCGCCUCCAAUAUUAGAAAAACAAACGAGUUUGUUUAAUUGUGAUAAUUCAUAUAAAAUUGUUAAUAACGCGUCAAAAUACGUGGAACACGUUGCGGAUCAGAUGCCAUCAUUAAAAAAGGAAAAUGUGACCAAAAGGAUUAGCUUAAAUGAUUCUGUUAAAUUAAAGCAAGGCUAUUUUUAUGAUAUAAAUGAAGUUGUGAAAAGCAAAUAUACUAAUAAUAAUAACUAUAACAGCAAACAUGAUUUGUGUGAAAUAGAGAAAAAAGCAUUAAGCAACAAUAUAUAUGGCGGUGUCAAGAAAAACAAAAAUUCGUCAUCUAAUAAUUUUGGCAUUAGUUGUUUCUUGAAGUUGAAAAAAAAUGAAUCAUUAGAUUUCAUUAAAAAGCAAGUUUCUAAUUACUACAAUGGUAAUGAUAUCGCUGUUGCUAAUUCUAAAAAUUCUAAUUACAAAAAAUGCAAAUCCAGCGGAAACGUUAAACAAACUUCUUCCAAAAACGGUCAUAUCAAUAUUUGUAACAGGAAAGCAAAUUUGGUUACUGUAAAUUGCAAUACGAGUCGUAACAAUGUAAACGGCACACACAACCGUUUCCCUGGGAGCUCCAACACAUCGACUCCUGUUUCGAAUGAUGUUAAAAAGAAUAAAUCGCCGAAAACUAAUCCCAAAGAUUGUGACAAUUUGUUUCAACGGCUGUUGCGAGACUUUUCUCAAGAAAAGGUUAAUAAAAAUGCUACCACUAUCAAUGGCUUUAAGAAUGAUGGUGUUGGAAACGUUACUGAAAAGCAUCCCAUACCGAUUAAAAAACAAACCUAUUCUAAUCUUAAUCUAUUCGAUUACAGAAUACCAAAAAACAAUAAGAGCAAUAUUGUUUUUGAGAAAGGCAGCAAAUGUAUCGAUAGUUCAACAACACCUAAUAGUUAUUUAAAUUUCAAAAAAUCGAGUCUCAACGAAUUAAGCUUGCCUUCCACCAACUCGAACAUAACUCCGAAUAGUAGCACCACUUCACUAGCGUCAUCUUCAGACGCUGAACCCAAUAGAUCACGAUUUCAAAGAUUGUCCUUUUUUGAAACUUUUAAAUCUAUUACCUUUGUAUGA
Helobdella robusta is the source of this 3435-nucleotide messenger RNA. RefSeq lists its product as hypothetical. Gene Ontology annotation, cellular component: nucleus. Gene Ontology annotation, molecular function: protein binding; histone H4K20 methyltransferase activity. Lineage: Eukaryota; Metazoa; Annelida; Clitellata; Rhynchobdellida; Glossiphoniidae. The transcript is spliced from 7 exons. The record is from RefSeq and is a predicted model, not a curated record. The coding region runs from base 1 to 3435 and encodes 1144 amino acids.